CAUAAACAAAACAGUAGGCCUACGACAAGAGUUUAGGAAUUUUUUCAACGAAUUUAAUGCCCGAAUUAGUUGUGAAAUACCAAAAUGAGUUUUAGUAGGAGUAAGAGUGCUGGAUCUGUUUUAGCUAGAUCUCCUCCCAUUUUAGAAAGAAUAUUCUCAUAUUUAGAUGGCCGGGAUUUGGAUAGCUGCACAAUGGUUUGCACCUCUUGGAAGACAAUGACUGAAAUUGAAAAAAAGCGCCGCAAAGAAUUUAGAUUGUUCUUUGAGGCUCCUCAUGGUAGAAAUGUAGAAUCUUUGACUGGCGCAAGUUGCUCAGUUGUCUUUGAUCAAUAUGUUAACAUAGAAGAUGACUUUAGAAAACAAUUGAUGAAUAUCCGGACACAUCCUUACUUUUGCUUCCUGUUUGUUACUUCGAAUACUGUGGACAAUUUUACAAAACUUUUUCCAAGUUUUACUUAUCCUAGACCUUUGUUCAAGAAGAGUCGACCCGAUGGUGUUGUUGCGAGACGAAAUUAUUUAAAAGCAGUCACACAAACAACCGUGAAGCAGCAUCUGCCUGUGAAUUGUGACGUGGCUCUUAGCGUGUCUUCAGGCAUCAUUGGAUGGCGACAAGGCGACAGUCCUUUGGACGUUGAAUCGGGAGCAGGAAUAACUGGCCUUAUACUGCCCAAAAUUCCUGGGCUAUCUAUACAUCGCUUUGCUGUCGAUGGCCAACAUUGGAAAAUAACGGAAAAGAUUCCUAGGAAUACGCCCAUCAAGUGUUUAUUACUGUUUUUAACUUAUAGAGGAACUGAUAUUAUAGAUAAAAUAAUACAAUCCUGUCUGCAUAGGGAAGGUUGCAGACUUGCAAUUGGUGGAACAAUCACUGAUCGAACUGAAUCAUUGCUGGGCACAGUUGUUGCUUUUUGUGGUCCAAAUAUUGAAGCAGCAUCUGUUAUACUAAAGCCGGAUGACAAGAAACCGGACGUUGAACGAAAAUUGCAACGCUUUACAGAUUCUGGUUUGCUAAAAAACAAAUGCAUUGCAUUCAUGUUUGCAUGUGUGGCUCGAGGUCGGCAUUAUUAUCGCGAAUCCAACGUUGAAAGUUCUAUCUUUAACCGCUUGUAUCCUAAUGUUCCUUUGAUUGGAACAUUUGGAAAUGGAGAAAUUGGACAUAAUUUCUUACCUCAUUUACCAACUGUGCAUAAAUUUCAACAGAAGGCUUUUAUACGUCCAAGAUGUACUAAGAAGUUUCUGCACAGUUAUACUACAGUUUUUGUGAUGGUUUCUUUUAAAAUGAAUUGACGCAAUCCAAUGUGGGAUAGCCAAAAUGUUUUAUUUUCUGGGAGAGAAUUUGGAUUUAUACCAACUUUAAUGUGUACAUAUAAAGAUGGGUGAGUAUGGUUCAGUGUCCAUGGUUCUGGAUAGACCCCCCCCCCCCCCCGCCCCUCCCGGUGAGUCUGUGGCUCAAUCAUCAUGAUGAAUAUAUGUUUGUUGAAUUAUCCAUAUGUGGAUUGUCAAUAUUUGGUUCCAACUUCCAGUAAGAUAAUAUGAAGAAUAAAUUCAAUAGAAUAACAAUUAAACUCUUUAAAAAAUAAAAAAGCUUAGUUUGUAAACUCUAAAAAUAAAUUCGUAACUGAAAAUUUUUGCUCAAGAUCUCAAAAGAAGUUUUCUUUUCUUUUGUAUGUCAUGAAAAUAGUCAAUUUAGAUGAGGUAUCGGCUCAGAAAAAGAAAGGAAUCCUGGUGAUUUCUUUCUUUUUCUUUUUUUUUUAAAUUAAUACUUUGAUUUUAUUUCCACUCUGAUUCAAGAAAUUUUUUACUUGAGAACAAUAAUUUACUAUGGAAUUUGUUUGAAAACAAACAUUGUUAGUUUGUUGCUGUGUUAGUUUAUAUUUUCUUCAUUUGUAUUGUCACACAUUAUCAUACAUAAUAAUAGAUAUCAUUUAUCACAAACAUAUAAAUAUACUGAAUAGUUACUCUCAUUGAAUCAAAUUAUACAAAAGAUAGAACCUGCCAUUGUUGUUUCUAUCAUGUUUCUGUUUCCUAUAGUUGAAUGGUUUUUGUACACUUGUUGGUUUUAUUCUAAGCUUUUACUUUUAGAAUUACAAGCAGUCUGCUGCAGCAAUAUCUUUGAAAUAUUCUGAACACAAGUUCAUAAAAGUGCUGAGAUAUAUUAUCAGUCAGUUUUUUAUGUUAUUUUUAUUAUUAUUCUUUUUUUUUAUCAGUGGAUUCCAGCAGUGCUUGAGAAAGAUGCCUUGCUAUAUUUUUGAAUGUAUACUAGCUUAUAUUUGCAUGUACAUUUGGAUUUUUAUAUGGCUGUAAGCUGUAAUUUCAUUUAUGUUCGUGAUUCUGAAAUUUAUGAAGCGAACUUAUGCUUCAGGUCUUGCUGUAAAGUUUUUGAUUCUUGUAAAUAAAAAAAUAUGUUUUUUGCCUAA
Uloborus diversus is the source of this 2414-nucleotide messenger RNA. Its product is annotated as F-box only protein 22-like. Gene Ontology annotation, biological process: positive regulation of proteasomal ubiquitin-dependent protein catabolic process; protein polyubiquitination. The transcript is spliced from 3 exons. Gene Ontology annotation, molecular function: protein binding. The coding region runs from base 85 to 1284 and encodes 399 amino acids. Lineage: Eukaryota; Metazoa; Arthropoda; Arachnida; Araneae; Uloboridae. The record is from RefSeq and is a predicted model, not a curated record.